GGUUCCGGCGCGGUGGAGGCCCCAGGAGCUGAAGCAGUCGCCAGCACCAUGUCCCGGUUGUCUGACCCUCGUGUUCCCCGCGGUCCCGGCCCGCUGGCAUUGCUGCUCCUGCUCCUGGUCGGCCCCAGCUCGGUCCUCACCAUCUCUUUCCACCUGCCCGUCAACUCCCGCAAGUGCCUUCGAGAAGAGAUCCACAAGGACCUGUUAGUGACGGGCGAGUACGAGAUCUCCGACCAGUCGGGGGGUGCCGGCGGCCUGCGGACCCACCUCAAGAUUACAGAUUCAGCUGGCCACAUCCUGUAUUCUAAGGAAGAUGCAACCAAGGGGAAAUUUGCCUUCACCACUGAGGAUUAUGAUAUGUUUGAGGCAUGUUUUGAGAGCAAGGGAACUGGGCGGACACCUGACCAGCUCGUGAUCCUGGACAUGAAGCAUGGGGUAGAAGCAAAAAAUUAUGAGGAGAUCGCAAAAGUGGAGAAGCUAAAACCUCUGGAAGUUGAGCUGCGACGCCUGGAGGACCUUUCAGAAUCCAUUGUCAAUGAUUUUGCUUACAUGAAGAAGCGAGAAGAAGAGAUGCGGGAUACUAAUGAGUCAACAAAUACCCGGGUUCUGUACUUCAGCAUCUUUUCCAUGUUUUGCCUUAUUGGAUUGGCCACCUGGCAAGUUUUCUAUCUUCGACGUUUCUUCAAGGCCAAGAAGCUGAUUGAAUAAUGAAGCAAUUCUUUCCCACCCUGUCUUGCAGCCAGGAGGACACCACUGGGACAUACCUGGCCUGAGCCACACCACAGACAGCACAUUCUAUCUGCUGACCCUGGAGUUUUCUUGUCAGAACUGGCCUCAUUUCGGGUGGGAGGAAUGGGGAACCACCUAGACUCCACAUAGGCCAAUGAGGGAGACUCUUUUUAACUUGCUGGGUAUUGGGGGGGGGUUGGGCUGGUUUUGCAACAAUGGGACUAUCAUUAAGGCCACCUAUGAUAAGAAAUGGAUUUUGUAAAUGCUGAAACCCAGCAUUGCCAUUGGGUUUCCUCAAAAUGAUCUGUUUGAACCAUAUGACUUCUUUCCUUUUCCUACCUACCUGUUGGCUUGGACUUCUACUCUAGUUCUGUCAUCAAGAUUUGUAUGACCAUAUUGACUUGGCUAUAGAUUUGCUGUGUUCUGAUUGUCUUGUUUGUUUUUUUUCCCCCUUAUGGUUACUAUAGCAGUAUAGCCAUUAUAUUUUAGCUGGAAUUGAAUUUGGGUGGGUGGCUUCUAGUGAUAUAAAAAUCCAAGAACCAAAGGAAAGAUAGAAGAUAAGAUUCCUGAUAGAGCUAAAACUUGGAACUGUAGUUCCAUAGAAAAUUCAGAACUGGGGAUAAAAAUAAACUUUAUGCACUUAGACUCUUAGAUUUCUUAAUGUAACCUACAAAAGUAAAAUUGAAUAACUUUCCUUACUUUAGCUCUUUAUAUUUAUUUCCUAUAUUUUUAUGCUAUGUUUAGGAAUUUAGUUCAGUAAGGUAUAUAUUUGUACAAUUGGGAGCAUCAUGAAUAAAAUAGGUGCCGGAAAUACAUGGAGUGAAUUCAGGGCCAAGAAUCAGUGUGGGAUUAAAGAUUGAGUAGAGGCCAUCGCCAGGUAUGUUUAUGUAUUUACAUAUAAGAGAGGAUGCAGUGACCAUGUUCAUGUAGUUAUGAAAAAUAGAUAUUUAUUUUGAAAUGGAUUUCUCAGUUGAUCCAGAGGUAGGAAGAAACUACUCCUUUAUAUAAUCUCUUCUGGAGCUUGCUCAGAGUUAUACACACACCAGCCAUUUUUAAAUAAUUGAAACUUUUGAAGAUUCGUUGCUCAUUUGUAUGCUUAUUUUGUUUUGGCAACCCAACUUCUAAUUAAAGUUUCUUAAGCAGCAACUGAAAGAACUGCCCUUAGCCAUGUGAUUCAUUCUCUUUAGUACAGAGAGUAAUGUAUAGGAAAGAGUCGACAGGAGAGCCUGAUGUGAUGCCUUGGAAGAUAAAGGGGAAAGAUUUAGUAAUAGGAUGGAGACCUACUUAAAAGAAUGGAGGAACUAAGCAAAGUUCCAACUGAAGAGAGUGACAACUAUUGAAGCUUUUUCCCCCCAUUUGUGCGAACUGCCCCUUUCAGAUUGACUUAGAGAAUUAGUGCAGUAUUGCCAUCUGCUGGUAGAAGCUAUGAGUUCCUACUCCUGAGAAUCUAGCAGUGGUAAAACCAGUCUUAGUGUAGCAAAAAUCCACAGUUAACAGUAGUCAUUGAGAGAACCAUCUACAAUUUUGCACGUGAGGCUUUUAAGGUGAAGUGUCAGGGUGUACAAAAAGGAAGAGAAAAUAAAUGUGUGUCAGAGGCACCUUCUACAGAUGCAGAUGUUUCAAGGUGAAGUGCCAACAUGGGCCAUCGGGGCUCCCUCCUGAGUCAAAGUCUGUGACAAGCUACUCGCUACCAUUCUCUCAUUACAACAUUCUUUUUCCUUGGCUUAACCGUGGUAGUCACUGAGGUAAUUAUGAUAUCAGUUGACAGAAUGUCUUUCUUUGAAUUUGUAAUCCAGGCAGAAAGAGAAGCUCUUCAUUUUAUCAAUUCUCGCUAUAUCUAUUACUUUAGAACCUCAACUUGAGUUUUGUGUAGUUUGAAAUCUGUUUCAUGUUUGUCCCCUUUUUAAACCAUGCUGGAACUUUCUCCAGAGCCCUCUGCUUUAUUCUAAAGCUAAUUGAUAGUCUGCUUGCUUUUAUCUAAAAAUAAUUAAUUGCUUUGAAAGACUGGUGCUAGAGUAAGUCUGCUUAGAAAAUAAGAGUAUUCUGAGUUCUCUGCUUUCUCUUUCUCUUUCUCUCGUGAGUAUAUUAUUCAAAAUGACCUCUAUAAUGUAAAUGAGGUGGUAAAGUUUACAGUAAGCUUUACUGGUACCGUGGUCAUAAAUUAAAUGCAAUUCUUGUCAUAAAGCUGUUUUCACACAACUUGUUUUAUAGGAAAGAAGCAUGUGGGAUUUAUACAGAUUUACCUGUAAGUAUUGGAUUGGGUAUUUUUGUGUAAAUUUUCUGAAAUAAAGUUUAGGGUAAACCA
Gracilinanus agilis (Agile Gracile Mouse Opossum) is the source of this 3034-nucleotide messenger RNA. It is a transcript of the gene TMED10, whose product is annotated as transmembrane p24 trafficking protein 10. The coding region runs from base 49 to 708 and encodes 219 amino acids. The record is from RefSeq and is a predicted model, not a curated record. Lineage: Eukaryota; Metazoa; Chordata; Mammalia; Didelphimorphia; Didelphidae. Gene Ontology annotation, cellular component: endoplasmic reticulum-Golgi intermediate compartment; endoplasmic reticulum; COPII-coated ER to Golgi transport vesicle. The transcript is spliced from 5 exons. Gene Ontology annotation, biological process: Golgi organization; intracellular protein transport; endoplasmic reticulum to Golgi vesicle-mediated transport.